ACAUGUUGCCUCAGAGUGACAGUGUCACUGUCGGGAAGGGGACAGCAGUUUAUUUGAACUAUGGUCACAGCGAGGGAAUCUCAGUGUGAAUGAAAACAGAGAUCUCCUGGGAUUUGACCCCUUUCCUUAUUCAUAUGAUUACGGAUUAUCUGUGCUUUAUAAGAAGACAUAACGAGCACACAUCCAUUCAGAAGAGACGGCUGAAGCGAGGACUGGUGAAGGUUUGGAUGACACACAUUCCACUUUCUUCUAGUGCAACUAUAAGGAUCUAUAGAGACAACGGAAGUACAAUAUUAAGCAACCAGGACCUUGUCUACAGUAUUGCAAAAUCUAUAAGCUACGUGCUUGAACAUUAGAUUGUUCAGUAGCUUGAAACACAAUGGGAUUGCAUGGCUCCAAAUUUCCCUCAGAAGCUCGGGUUCUAAUGCUUGGCCUUGAUGGAUCUGGAAAGUCCACCCUGCUGUACAAGCUGAAAUACAAUGAGGCUGUGGUGACUGUUCCUACUGUGGGCUUCAAUGUAGAGAUGCUGGAAACCAAUGAGAAGGGCUUUGUGCUAACAGUAUGGGAUGUCGGGGGCCAGCAUCAGAUGAGGGCUUACUGGGAGCACUACUAUGAGGACACAGCUGGCCUGGUGUUUGUGGUGGACAGCAAGGACAAGACGCGGAUGAUCGAGGCAAAACAAGAACUGGAGAAGAUCCUGGGAAAUAAGAGUUUGAAAGGCCUUCCGCUGAUUGUCCUAGCCAACAAGCAAGACUUGCCAGGAGCCGCAAGCACUGGAGAUAUUACAGAGAGCUUGAACUUGAUGGAGAUUUGUGGAGACAGACGCUGGUUUCUUCAGCCAUGUUCAGCCAAGACUGGUGCCGGUUUGGACGAGUGCUUCCGAAUGAUGGCCCACUUUCUUAAGACUGCUGUAGGAGGAAGAGAGGAAUGUUUACAGAGAGGAAAGAAAUCAUUUAAAGUGAUGACACAGCAGGAUUACUGGUAA
Messenger RNA from Neoarius graeffei (lesser salmon catfish), 985 nucleotides. RefSeq names its product ADP-ribosylation factor-like protein 14. Gene Ontology annotation, cellular component: cytoplasm. The record is from RefSeq and is a predicted model, not a curated record. The coding region runs from base 380 to 985 and encodes 201 amino acids. Gene Ontology annotation, molecular function: GTPase activity; GTP binding. The transcript has a single exon. NCBI's taxonomy places the organism in Eukaryota, Metazoa, Chordata, Actinopteri, Siluriformes, Ariidae. Gene Ontology annotation, biological process: vesicle-mediated transport; intracellular protein transport.